AUGCGCGCGGCCAAGAAGCUCACAAGCGAGGGCUGCAAUGCUCCCAUCCGAGACAAGAAUGCUGUCUAUAUUCGAGUGUCGGACAUUCUUGGUGUGAUGUCCGGUCUCUUCAUCAUCCAGAGAUUCGCCUUUAAAUUAUGGGCAAAACAAAACUUUUGGUUGGACGAUUGGUUUGCUCUCGCCACCAUUAUCAGCGGUGCACCUUCAACCAUUAUCAACACAUACGGCGUUGGUGUCAAUGGAAUUGGACAAGAUGCAUGGACCCUCAACUUCGAUCAACUGUACAACUUCGGGAAAUUCUUCUACAUUAUGGAAGUUCUCUAUUUUUUUCAAAUCACAUUGGUGAAGCUGUCAAUGUUAUUCUUUUUUCUGCGCAUCUUCCCAGCACCAGCUGUGCGACGGCUUCUCUGGGGCACCGUUGCAUUUGUGGUUGUUUACGGCAUCGUUUUUGUCUUUGUCGGCCUCUUCACAUGCUCUCCUAUAAGUUACUUUUGGACGAAGUGGGACCAAGAACAUAGUGGAAAGUGCAUGGAUAUCAACGCAAUCGCCUGGUCAAACGCAGGCGUUGGUAUCGCCAUAGACGUCUGGAUGCUUGCUAUACCAUUGUGGCAACUCAAGGGCUUGAAGAUGAACUGGAAGAAGAAAAUCGGCGUUGCCGCCAUGUUUAUGCUGGGUACAUUCGUAACCGUCGUCAGUAUUCUCAGACUCCGAUCUCUCGUCAAAUUCGGUUCUGACUCCACGAACCCUACGUGGGACUUUUUCGAAGUGUCGAUGUGGUCCACUAUAGAAAUCAACGUGGGCAUUUGGUGUGUCUGUUUACCCUCACUCAGACUUCUACUUGUACGCCUGUUCCCAACUCUCGGUGGCUCGACAGCGCGUAGCUACGCGGGAUAUAGCAGCAGCAACAAUCGACCACCCGAAAAGAACCAUCGAAGUGCAAGCUUAGGCCCGAGCGCUACAGCAACAUCCUCGUUCAACGACUGGCAAAACCGAUCGGGCCCCGCUGGCAAUCAGAUAGCUUACCACAAGGCAUAUGCUGUCGAGGUUUCGCAUUUAGAUGAAGUUGCUCUGAUGACUUUGAAAGACCAUGAGUCGCGCACCGCAGCAAGCAGCAGCAGGGGUAGCGCAUAA
Molecule: messenger RNA, 1131 nt
Organism: Metarhizium acridum CQMa 102
Lineage: Eukaryota; Fungi; Ascomycota; Sordariomycetes; Hypocreales; Clavicipitaceae
Source: RefSeq, a predicted model, not a curated record